ACUAUAUAACAAAUAAUUUGAGGUCAUAAUGGUUGACGAAGUUCUCACUGAUGGGUCGGUUUAUGGUGUUUCGGGACCUGUGGUCACAGCCCAACACAUGGCUGGUGCUGCUAUGUACGAGCUAGUUCGUGUUGGACACGACCAGUUAGUUGGAGAGAUUAUUAGACUUGAAGGUGGUUUCGCUACUAUUCAGGUGUACGAAGAAACUAGUGGCGUGUCGUACGGUGAUCCUGUUAAACGUACUGGAAAACCUCUGUCUGUUGAGUUGGGACCUGGAAUAAUGAACAGUAUUUACGAUGGAAUCCAGCGUCCACUUGAAGUAAUUGGUAGGAACACAGGGUCCAUCUACAUCCCGCAUGGAGUCAAUGUCCCCGCCUUGGACCGAGAAAAGAAGUGGGAGUUUACACCUGAUCCUAGUGUAACUGUUGGCUGCCACAUCACCGGAGGUCACGUGUUUGGCACCGUGCCAGAAAACACCCUCAUAACCCAGAAGAUAAUGUUAAUUCCUAACGCUAAAGGAAUUGUAACAUUCAUUGCCCCUAAAGGGAAGUACACUGUGAUAGACACUGUGUUGGAGAUAGAGUUCGAGGGAAAGAAGUCCCAACAUUCCAUGAUGCAGGUUUGGCCGGUGAGAACUCCCCGCCCAGUAGCGGAGAAGUUAGCAGCCAACAACCCGCUCCUUACUGGACAGCGAGUACUGGACGCCCUAUUCCCAUGUGUACAGGGAGGUACCACAGCCAUCCCCGGAGCGUUUGGGUGCGGUAAGACGGUAAUCUCGCAAGCCUUGUCCAAGUACAGUAACUCUGACAUCAUCAUCUAUGUGGGGUGCGGAGAGCGGGGUAACGAGAUGGCGGAGGUGCUGCAGGAGUUCCCUGAGCUGGAACUGGAGCUGAGGGGAGAAGUCCAUAACAUCAUGAAGAGGACUUGCCUGGUAGCCAAUACGUCCAAUAUGCCUGUCGCUGCCAGAGAGGCUUCUAUUUACACAGGUAUUGCUCUAGCUGAGUAUUUCCGUGACAUGGGAAUGCACGUGUCCAUGAUGGCAGACUCCACCUCCAGAUGGGCUGAAGCUCUGAGAGAGAUCUCAGGUCGUUUAGCGGAGAUGCCAGCUGACAGUGGCUAUCCUGCCUACCUCGGCUCCAGGCUCGCCUCCUUCUACGAGCGUGCAGGUCGCACACGUUGUCUUGGUAACCCAGGUAGAGAAGGGAGUGUGAGUAUUGUCGGGGCUGUGUCUCCUCCUGGUGGUGAUUUCUCUGAUCCUGUUACUAGUGCUACUCUUGGUAUCGUACAGGUGUUCUGGGGUCUGGACAAGAAACUAGCUCAGAGGAAACAUUUCCCGUCUGUUAAUUGGCUGAUCAGUUACAGCAAGUACAAGAUGACACUCGAUGAUUACUACGAGAAGAAUUACCCAGAGUUUGUAUCUCUGAGAAACAAGGUGUCUGAGAUUCUCCAAAAUGAGGAGGACUUGUCUGAAAUUGUGCAGCUGGUGGGUAAAUCUUCGUUGGGAGAGACUGAUAAGAUUUGCUUGGAGAUCGCUAAACUGAUCAAGGACGAUUUCUUGCAGCAGAACGGAUUUACUGAUUAUGAUCGAGUGUGUCCAUUCUAUAAAACAGUGGGCAUGAUUGACUAA
This is a messenger RNA of Bolinopsis microptera, 1627 nucleotides long. Its product is annotated as V-type proton ATPase catalytic subunit A-like. Lineage: Eukaryota; Metazoa; Ctenophora; Tentaculata; Lobata; Bolinopsidae. The coding region runs from base 29 to 1627 and encodes 532 amino acids. Gene Ontology annotation, cellular component: proton-transporting V-type ATPase, V1 domain. Gene Ontology annotation, biological process: ATP metabolic process; proton transmembrane transport. Gene Ontology annotation, molecular function: ATP binding; ATP hydrolysis activity; proton-transporting ATPase activity, rotational mechanism. The record is from RefSeq and is a predicted model, not a curated record. The transcript is spliced from 15 exons.